Anopheles maculipalpis is the source of this 1055-nucleotide messenger RNA. RefSeq names its product 7-methylguanosine phosphate-specific 5'-nucleotidase (gene cN-IIIB). NCBI's taxonomy places the organism in Eukaryota, Metazoa, Arthropoda, Insecta, Diptera, Culicidae. The record is from RefSeq and is a predicted model, not a curated record. Gene Ontology annotation, biological process: lipid metabolic process. Gene Ontology annotation, molecular function: 5'-nucleotidase activity; magnesium ion binding; lipase activity. Bases 71 to 979 code for a protein of 302 amino acids. Gene Ontology annotation, cellular component: cytoplasm. The transcript is spliced from 4 exons.
UUCGUGCGUACACACAGCACCACCAGUCGGGAAAAUUACGCUGUGGCAAGUGGUUCUGCGGCGCACGAUUAUGGUGGGACAGCGAAAGUUUCAGCUGAGUGAGGUGGCCGCCCUCCAGCGGGACCAUGUGAAGAUACGCGAUCCGGCCCGCGUCGAGCUGAUGCUGAACGAGCUGGUAGUGGGCGGCACAGAGAAGCUGCAGGUGGUGACCGAUUUCGAUUACACAAUCACCAAGCAGCGUCUCAGCAAUGGUGAGAAAGUGCUGACCAGCUUUGGCAUGUUCAACGAGUGCAAAUCGAUCCCGCAGGAUGUGAUACUGGAGCAGCGCAAUCUGUACCACAAGUACCGACCGAUCGAGAUCGAUCCGCACAUGGAGCACGAGGAGAAAGUCGGCUACAUGAUCGAGUGGUGGGCCAAAACGGGCGAUUUGCUGAAAGGCUUCAAGCUACCCCAGGAAGACAUCGACGAGGUGGCCAAACGGUACAAAGAUGGACUGCGCGAUGGAACGCACGACAUGUUUAAGGAGCUGUACGAGCUGAACGUACCUUGUCUCGUCUUUUCGGCCGGUCUCGGCAACUGUGUAUCGUCGGUGCUGAAGCACGCCAACGUCAUGUACCCCAAUGUAAAGUUAGUGUCUAAUUUCCUGCAAUUCAGCGAGAAUGGGCUGCUAAACGGUUUGCAGGACCCAAUGAUUCACACAUUCAACAAGAACGAAACCGUCCUCGACGGUACCGAGUACUACGAUAUCGUACACUCGCGGGACCACGUCAUAGUGAUGGGUGAUUCGCUUGGAGAUGCCGGUAUGGCUAGCGGUGUGCCAUCAUCGUCACACAUCCUCAAGAUAGGAUUUCUUUUCGAUCAUCCGGAACUUAAUCUACCUCGAUACAUGGAUGCGUUCGACAUUGUGCUGGUGGACGAUCAAACGAUGGACAUCCCGAGAGCCAUUGUCGACAUGGUGAGGAAGCAAUCGCACGAGUAGUGAGCGCGUGUUUGUUGCUGCAGAGCAGCGAAAAAGCACGAAAUUGCAUUCGAAUGGUUGCAUAGUUUCGAUGUUU